This is a messenger RNA of Nerophis lumbriciformis (worm pipefish), 819 nucleotides long. NCBI's taxonomy places the organism in Eukaryota, Metazoa, Chordata, Actinopteri, Syngnathiformes, Syngnathidae. The record is from RefSeq and is a predicted model, not a curated record.
AUGUUCGCGCCGGCUGGGAAGCGCUGCUUCACCAUUGAGUCUCUUGUGGCCAAGGAGAAACCGUUUCAGGCCGACGAACCUCUCAGGCCAACGGCACUCAGCUACGCCGGCCCCGACGCCCUAAUGGGCGGCUAUCCAGCGUCGGCGGCGGCCGGUCCUGGAGCUACCGCUUCCGCGGCGGCAGCUGCAGCCGCCGCGGCGGCGGCCGCCGUGGCCCGCUCGCUCUACCCGAACCCUGCCGAGCUAGUGUUCCCCGAGUCGGUGAGCCACCCGCCGCUCGGCACGGGGGUGGGUCCACACCCGCAUUCGCACCCGCACGCGCACCCGCAUCAGCAGCACAGCCAGCAUCAGAACCAGCACCUCCAGCACCACGCGCACUUUUUCGGCUCCGCGCAACAUCGAGACCCGCUCAACUUUUACCCCUGGGUGCUUCGGAACCGCUUUUUUGGACACAGAUUUCAAGGGCACGACGUGUCACAGGACGGCCUGCUCCUCCACGGCCCGUUCGCUCGGAAGCCGAAAAGGAUUCGAACCGCCUUCUCGCCGUCGCAGCUGCUGCGCCUGGAGCGGGCCUUCGAGAAGAACCAUUACGUGGUGGGCGCCGAGCGGAAGCAACUGGCUGGCGGCCUCAGCCUGUCCGAGACUCAGGUGAAGGUGUGGUUCCAGAACCGGCGUACCAAGUACAAGCGUCAGAAACUUGAGGAGGACGGCCCGGAAGCCCAGCAGAAGAAGAAGGGCAACCACCACAUCAACAGGUGGCGCGUGGCCACCAAGCAGAACGCUUCUGAGGACAUCGACGUUGUCACCUCCGAGGAUUAA